AUAGACCGCUGGACAUCCCGUCGAAUGUUUCACCUCCACAGCAGUCAGAAAACGCAGACAGACGUAAAGUGGGUUUCCACCAUGCAGCUCACCUGGGUUUUAAUUUGCUUUGCUUUGUCCGUCUCAGCUGAAGAAUGGUGCUACCAGUCACAGGUUAACGGCAACAGCACCUGUUCAGGUCCAGAUGCGUGGAAGACAAUUGUUCCACAAUGCGGUGGCAGAUCUCAGUCUCCAGUGAACAUCGUGACGAAGAAAUCGGUCAAAGACGAGCGCCUUACCCCGCUUCAGUAUGACGGCUACCAGGAGGCGUCUGACGUCCUGCUCAAAAACAACGGUCACACCGUUCAGCUGGACUUGCCUCCUGGUAUCGUGAUCAGUGGAGGACAGUUGGCUGCAAAUUACAAAGCCCUUCAGCUCCAUCUGCACUGGGGCAAGGACGGCUCACCUGGAUCCGAACACACGAUUGAUGGAGAGCAGUUUCCCAUGGAGAUGCACAUUGUCCACAUCAAAGCAAAUUACAACUCAUUGUCCGAGGCUACAGGGGACCCCAGUGGAAUUGCAGUUCUUGGAUUUUUCUUUGAGGAGUCUGCGUCUGAGAAUAAGAAGUACUCUUCCCUAGUUGAUGCUCUGAAGCGGAUCGUUAGACCCUCCAGUAACGCCACGCUGCCAGGCAUCUCUCUGGAAAUGCUUAUUCCCCCUCAGAGCAGCUUGGAGAAAUACUUCCGCUACGACGGCUCCCUCACGACUCCUGGCUGCGCUGAAGCCGUCGUCUGGACGCUGUUUGAAAGCACCAUUCCUCUGAGCGGCAGUCAGCUCUCUGCAUUCUGGCAGCUUCAGUUUCCCGAAGGGGAAGAAAUGGUUCAGAACUACCGGCCAGUGCAGCCUUUGAACAGCAGGCGUGUGCUCUACUCUAAAGGAAGCGCUGUCCUGGUCAGCUGGGUGCUGCUGGUCACGUCGCUGCUGCUUCCCACUGUCUGACGGACAAAAAGCUCUGUUUCACGCAGACUCCGUUGAGAAAUGUGGUGAAUGUUUGACUGUUAAAAACAUGUAGAGAAACUGAACAGACUAUAUAUUAAGGCUGAAAGCUUUUGUUUUGUUUAAAUAUUUACUGACAUUUUCAGAAAUCAGAGUGUGAUCGUGGUUGUAAAGUUACAUCAUUAUUUAAGUUUCAAAGAUUACGGUGAUUUAUUUAAAAGGUGUCUUUGAUUUUUUUUUUUUUUUGUGCCUCUAAGCAAAUAUUUUGUCUGUCUUAAGUUAAGCUCGAGUUAUUUUUGAAUUUGUAACUAUUCACAUCAAAAUGUAACCAAAAAUAAAGAGAGAUUUU
Xiphophorus maculatus (southern platyfish) is the source of this 1324-nucleotide messenger RNA. RefSeq names its product carbonic anhydrase 4-like (gene ca4b). Lineage: Eukaryota; Metazoa; Chordata; Actinopteri; Cyprinodontiformes; Poeciliidae. Bases 25 to 978 code for a protein of 317 amino acids. Gene Ontology annotation, molecular function: carbonate dehydratase activity; zinc ion binding. The record is from RefSeq and is a predicted model, not a curated record. Gene Ontology annotation, cellular component: plasma membrane. The transcript has 8 exons.